AUGUUACGACUUACCUAUUGUUUUCUUGCGCUCCUAUUUUUAACGAUCUUACCAACUGAUGGUUUGUCAUUAGGCGAUGAUAUUCAGUCGCUCAAUACGACCAACUUAGAGAUAAGCGUGUUACAAGAUUAUCAGACAACAUUUGCGUAUACUGUCUCUAGUCCACGUGAUUUGGCAGGAGCCACGAUAAAUACAAAUAUAUUUACACUGUUUAACUACAAUGGUAGUCAAAUCUAUGUGUACAGCUCCUUUGCUAAUGAAAAUGAAAAUAAAGUCUAUCCGCAUCGAUGGAUAUUCUACUAUGUUCCGCUUAUGACCCCCGUGCGAACUUCGGAAGACGCUGUUUGGGCAUGGGCAAUGAACAAUGAAGUGCGUGUUAAACUAAUGCUAGGCGAUAAAGAGGUUGAACAUAUGGCACGCGAUGGAAUUUCAAAAAAAUUCGAUAGGAAAACGGCUGAGUUUGCUAAGUACUGGGAUAUUGCACCUUUAAUGAUUGAAUCAUUGACAGCAUAUGUUGUGACAGGAAGUAAUCUACCUGUGACUGGCGUUCAACCAUACCAUUCUGUCCACCCCAAUUCACUAGUUCUCAUAUUUCGAUUUUCUUGUUCGACAAAUGAAAAUGCACAGAAUGUUGCAAGAAUGAUUACUAGCGGUGAAUACGAAAUCGAAAUCGCAUUCUCCUUCGAUGGAUUUAAACGUACGUCAACGUCAUCAGUAUCAAUUACAGCUGAACAGUUGAAGAUUGUUGCUAGCAAAACAACGGCUGAUGGUGGCAAUACGGAUGCCAAAUAUAUUCAUCGGAAUCAAGCGUCGAAAUUUGUCGGACAAUACAUUACCAAUGUGAAGAAGAUUAUCUAUUCUGAAAAUUCAGAAGUCGAUAGUCAGUCAUUAGCAAGUGGACUUGAAGAUCAGUUUAUUGCAUUGCUUCAACAAGGAAUGGAAAAUGCCCAGAAAACUAUAAUUGAUGCCGGCCAUUUUAAUGAAACAUGGUCAUCAUCAGAUUUACAUCCUGAUCGGAUUACAUCGGAGUUGAGCAAAGUCUUUACGAAGAAUGUGUCCGAUACUGAACAACACUCAACAUCUGAUAAAUACUUUAGUGUCAAUAAGGAAAAAUUGAACGAACUAAUAAGUAGUAGCUCCAAGGAAGGUGGUGGGGGUGUGUCAUUCCUUGGCUUUUCAGCUAAUGGCAAAGGCAGUUCAACAUCGUCUUCCAAAAACACAUUUUACGACAAACUAUUACAGACAGACCAUCAGAAAUAUUCUAAAGAUGAAAUUGUCAAAUUGCUCAGCGAACAGCAAGCUGACUUUAGCUGGGAAGGGGAAAAGUUGGUACCGAAAUCGUUUCAUGUUUACAAAACGAGCGAUCUCACAGACAACUUGCAGGUCGCUUUAGUAGCUAAACAAAUUACCAUUGACAAAAAUCAAAGCGCAAUAAUACGUCAUGUUAGUACAAUGAACAGUCCAACAACUACCGGAAGCUCGCAACACACACCUACUCUUCUCACUGGUGAAGUAAAAAUCUACAGUGGGCGAAUGCACCCACCAGCUCCAUGGCUAAUUUGCAACGGAUCCGCUGUUUCACGAAUUGUCUAUCAACGCCUUUUUGCAACGAUAGGUUCCACAUAUGGAUCAGGCGAUGGUAUUACGACAUUCAACCUUCCAGAUCUGCGUGGAAGAGUACCGAUCGGUCUUGAUGCUUCAGGCGUACGCACAACCGUAGCAGGUUAA
This is a messenger RNA of Adineta ricciae, 1728 nucleotides long. Lineage: Eukaryota; Metazoa; Rotifera; Eurotatoria; Adinetida; Adinetidae. The record is from the annotation of a GenBank genome assembly.